UUCACUAAACAAGUUCCCAUUUCAAAACGGUGUCAAAAACUCAAUCGCGUGUGACAUCAUAAUGCAUUUUGUUAAUUAGUGUUAAUUUGAGACUAAACCAUGUUUCCCAUUGACUUGUACCGCGAUUUUGUGCCACCCAAUCUGUACCUUCAGCAGAGUAUGCUGCACGGAUACUGCAUGUCGCCAAAUCUAUGGCUGCCAUUACCGCUUAAGCUACAAGAGCCGCGAUUAGAAAAACCGCCAUAUUCGUACAUAGCUCUUAUUGCAAUGGCUAUCAGUUCAUCGCCAAAACAAAGAUUAACACUUUCCGGGAUUUACCGUUUCAUCAUGGAUAACUUCCCGUACUAUAGAGACAACAAACAAGGAUGGCAGAAUUCCAUCCGGCAUAAUUUGAGUUUAAACGAUUGUUUCGUCAAGGUACCACGUGACAAGGUAUCACCAGGAGGUCCGGAACAAGCUGGUGGUAAAGGAAGUUACUGGAUGUUAGACCCCAAAGCAACUAACAUGUUCGAAAAGGGAAACUAUCGUCGCAGGAAGAGUCGACGACAGCGCAUCGCCGAAUGCACGGAUUACUUAAGUCAUCAAAGAUCUCUAAGUCAGGAGCGAAUUGGGGGUGCGUGCAGCGUUACGCCAACAGCAGCGCCCUCUACGGCGGAGGCGGCGUUGACAUUGCGCAAAAACAAAAAUUCCAGCCUGUUUACCAUCGAGAAUCUCAUAAAAAGCGACGACGGUGCCGGCCAUAAAACUUGAUUAAAUAAAUAAGGCGUGCGUGCGCGCGUGCAACACCACCGUUUGAUGUUUUCGGGAUUAUUUUUGCGUAACACUGUAGCACACCGUCGCAAAACUUGUUGUACAUAUAUAUUGCACGUCAAAAAAAGACCGCCUCUCGCAAAUAAACACCGCGAUUGGACAAAUUUCAAAAAGACUGCCGCGCGUCUAACGAACGCGCGCAGUUUGGACGUUUUUAGAAAAACAUUUACUUUGUACAUUACCCGAUUUCGAAAACAGCGCGCCGCGUCCCUCCUUUGAACUCGCGGUGCAGGCGGGCGCGCGCUUUAUUUGUUUUACCGAAUGAGACAAAAAAUGUAAAUAAACAGUCCACAACUUGAGAAAAUAACUUUUUCGCACGCGGCGCGAUGAUUUCAUAAAUUUUAUAAAUACUAUUCGAGCAAACAGCGUUUGAUGGUGCGAAAUGUUGCUGUGUGAGCUCGCGUUGAUUAUAUAAAGUUGUAUAAUUGUGUAUAAUCGUGUUGUAUCUACAUACUUUGAUGGGAUUUCACGCUUGUAGGAUGUAAGGUGU
This is a messenger RNA of Dalotia coriaria, 1300 nucleotides long. Its product is annotated as fork head domain-containing protein L1-like. Gene Ontology annotation, biological process: anatomical structure morphogenesis; cell differentiation; regulation of transcription by RNA polymerase II. NCBI's taxonomy places the organism in Eukaryota, Metazoa, Arthropoda, Insecta, Coleoptera, Staphylinidae. The record is from RefSeq and is a predicted model, not a curated record. The coding region runs from base 100 to 750 and encodes 216 amino acids. The transcript has 2 exons. Gene Ontology annotation, molecular function: RNA polymerase II cis-regulatory region sequence-specific DNA binding; DNA-binding transcription factor activity, RNA polymerase II-specific.